Messenger RNA from Brassica rapa (field mustard), 534 nucleotides. RefSeq lists its product as uncharacterized. Lineage: Eukaryota; Viridiplantae; Streptophyta; Magnoliopsida; Brassicales; Brassicaceae. The record is from RefSeq and is a predicted model, not a curated record.
AUGGAUGAUCAUCAAUUUGCGUGGAUACUUUGGUACAUAUGGAAAGCAAGGAAUAGUAAGGUAUUUAGUGAUCGUGAUAUUGAUCCUCGUGAUACUCUUAGGAAGGCCGAGACAGAAUCUGUUCUGUGGGCUGAUGCACAGGUGAUUCCUGAGUCACAUGACGCACACCAGAGAGAUAUGGCUCCCAUACCGGUGAGACCGGGCAGAUGGUGCUUCUCCGAUGGCUCAUGGAAGGCAAACAAUAUUUUCUCGGGACAAGGAUGGUAUAGUACCUUACCAGGAUUUGAUGGUUUAAUGGGUGCAAGAAACACCAGAGCUAGUCUUUCACCUCUCCAUGCAGAGUUUGAAUCACUAAUCUGGGCAAUGGAAUAUAUAAAGACCCUUAGUACUGGAUUUCAGAGCUCGGAGAUCAUCUAUGUACCAAGAACGCAGAAUACACAGGCGGACAAACUAGCACGUAGUGCAAGAAUUCAACCGUCGUUCGUCGUUCACAUGGAUGCAGAGCUACCCUCUUGGUUAACAGAGUCUAUAUGA